Wallemia mellicola CBS 633.66 is the source of this 1905-nucleotide messenger RNA. RefSeq names its product heme peroxidase. The transcript has 3 exons. Lineage: Eukaryota; Fungi; Basidiomycota; Wallemiomycetes; Wallemiales; Wallemiaceae. The record is from RefSeq and is a predicted model, not a curated record. Gene Ontology annotation, biological process: response to oxidative stress. The coding region runs from base 1 to 1905 and encodes 634 amino acids. Gene Ontology annotation, molecular function: peroxidase activity; heme binding.
AUGGCACCAAACGAUAAGAACAAACAAUCUUUACUCAAGCCUGUUUGGAACUUAUUGGGUAACCUUAAAUCACAAAUCGCCCAAGGCAAGUUCUUCCAAGAUGUUGGCGUACUUCACGAUCUUUUGAAGACUGCAGCUAACGGCGGUGCACAAAAUGACAGAGAAUUUUUGUUAGAAAGAAUGGUUGGUAUUCUCUCAACUAUUCCAUCUACACCAGAGAAUGAUAGACUCACCGGUAAAUUCAUUCAAAUGCUCUGGCAAGAUCUUCCACAUCCACCAUUAAACUACGUUGGUGAUGUUCCAUUCAACGGUAACGAGCACGUAUCAGGUAGUCUCCGUAUCAGACAUGCCGAUGGUUCACUCAACAACCCAUUCUUACCUUCAUUGGGUAAAGCAAACACUCCAUAUGCUCGUAACGUUGCCUUGAAGCAUGUCUACACUCAACCACUCCCUUCUGAGGAAGACGUCUUCAACAAGCUCCUCCGUAGAAAGGAAGGUGACUUCUUGGCUCACCCAACUGGUUUGAGCUCACUUUUCUUUAACUUCGCUACAUGCGUCAUCCACACUAUCUUCAGAACAGACACCAAAAACUCAGCUGUUAACGGUACUUCAUCUUACAUGGAUUUGGCUAUUGUAUACGGUAACAACGUUGAAGAAGAACACUCCGUUCGUUCAUUCGAGAACGGUCAUCUUAAACCAGAUACCAUUUCUGAGUCAAGAUUGUUCAUGAUGCCACCAGCAAUUACCACACUUCUCAUUUUAUUGAACAGAAACCACAACUACAUCUGUGAGAACAUCUUCCGCGAAAACGAGAAGAAGUGGUACAAACCAUGGGCAGAACUUGACGAUGAAAACAAAAAGAAACAAGAUGAGGACAUCUUCCACACCGCUAAGCUCAUCAACUGUGGUUUCUUCGCCAACAUUGUCUUACACGAUUACUUGAGAGCUAUCCUCGGUCUCACACGUUCAAAGUCAACCUGGGUUCUCGAUCCACGUGCAGAAGUUCACAACAUGGGUCAACCACCACUCGAAACUGGUACUGGUGGUGCUGUCUCUAUUGAAUUCAAUGUUCUUUACAGAUGGCACUCAGUUCUGUCAAAAUCUGACACAGAAUGGACUGAGAACUUCUUCAAGAAGAUGUUUGGUGAUGAUGUUGACUUUGACAAGAUCACUCCAAGAGAAUUUGGUCAAAAGGCUUAUGGUUUAAUUCAAGCUUCUGGUAAUGAACCAUCCGAGCGUAACAUUCCAGGUCUCAGCCGUCAAGAAAAUGGUACCUUCAAGAAUGAAGAUCUCGUUGGUGUUUUGAAGCAAGCUAUUGAUGAGCCAGCUGGUUCAUUCAGAGCUAGAGGUACACCAUCUGUUCUCCGUGUCGUUGAUAUCAUGGGUAUGAAACAAGCACGUGAAGUUUGGGGAUUAUGUACAAUGAAUGAAUUUAGAAAGGCAAUGUCAUUGACUCAAUUCAAGUCCUUCGAAGAGUGGAACAGUGACAAGGAAGUCGCUCAAGCAGCUCGUGAAUUGUAUGGACACAUCGAUAACUUGGAGUUAUACCCAGGUUUAUUAGCUGAAGAGCAAAAACCACCAAUCGAAGGAUCAGGUUUGUGUCCAGGAUACACAGUCUCAAGAGCUAUCUUAUCAGAUGCCGUUUCACUCGUUCGUGGUGACAGAUUCUUGACUAAUGAAUGCACACCUCAAGCAUUGACUACAUGGGGUUACAACUACAUUCAACCAGAUAACAGCAACAAGGCAUUCGGUGGUAUGCUUGUCACACUCCUUGAAAACACUCUUCCAAACACUCUUGAUAAGGAUUCAGUUUACGCUCUUUUCCCAUUCAACACUCCUGAGACAAUGAAGAAGAACUUGACUAAAUUGAAGAUUGAGAAGGAAUACAAGUUCACUACCAAUUAG